Molecule: messenger RNA, 5604 nt
Organism: Conger conger (European conger)
Lineage: Eukaryota; Metazoa; Chordata; Actinopteri; Anguilliformes; Congridae
Gene: kansl1a
Product: KAT8 regulatory NSL complex subunit 1a
Exons: 15
Coding region: 537-3806 (1089 amino acids)
Cellular component (GO): NSL complex
Molecular function (GO): histone acetyltransferase binding
Source: RefSeq, a predicted model, not a curated record
UCCGAUUCUGUGUUUGUCAGACUCGAAAUCCGAGGGAGAGGAGCGAGCCGCCAUUUUCUGAGCGUCGCUCUCCCAGAACAACAAAAAAUAUUAAAGAUAAACGUGGUAGAUAUUACUAGAUUUGAUCAAGAUAGAGUCUGGAAUAAAGCAAAGCAAAAAACGAAUGAUAUUCAAAAACAGUCUGACCGGAAAGAAUCCAGUUUUUCGUUCUAUAAUAUUAACUACAUAGCGAAGUAUGUUUCUUACUGGUUGUUGUUUCGCCCAUUUCGUGAUUACGAGAUAAGAGCGACACGGGAUGGCAUACAGCGGAUCUCAUUAGAAAAGGGUUCGACUGGAAAGGAAGCGAUUGUCCGCAUUACACCGUUAUCCUUGUUAUUUUUUAUUUUUUAUUUUCCUGCGAACUGCGGGGAAUUGUUGCUGAAAUUCCCCGGGACUCUGCCUUAUCACGUGGCUGUCCUCUGGCGGGCCAGUAGGUGCGUGGUGUGGAGCUGGCCUCGGCACCGGGAGAGGCCGCCGCGCCCGCCCCUCCGCACUGCAUGGCUGCGAUGGCGCCCGCUCUGACCGACGCGCCAGCCGAAGCUCACCACAUCCGCUUCAAACUGGCCCCCCCGUCCUCCACCCUCUCUCCGGGCAGCGUGGAGAACAACAGCAACGCCAGCAACAUCCUCAUCUCCAGCAACGGUGCCGUGAAGCGCAAGGCCCUGGCCUCGGCCGGCGAGGAGCGCUCCCUGGACUUCCGGGGCGGAAGCAGGGAGGAGCAGCAGCCCGCCGAGGCGGCGCCCAACCCCCUGGGGAAGCUGCAGCCGCUGGUGGCCUCGUACCUCUGCUCGGACGUGACCUCCGUGCCCUCCACUAAGGAGUCUCUGAAGCUGCAAGGUGUCCUCAUCAAGCAGUCGGUCCUGAAGACCCACGGCAUCCUCCCCAACUCCUACUUCGGGGGCUCGGACUUCCUGCCCAGGAAGCACCAGACUCUGGAGCUCUCCGGAGAGCAGCUGAAGAGCCUCAUGAGUGCCGGAGGACAGCCAGUGGCCAACGGCUUGGCCAAAAAGCUGGCCAAGACCGGCGCAAACAGGGACCACACCACCUUGGUCAACGGAGGCAGGCCUCCCGCCAACCAGAACUCCUCGGCCCAGGCCCCUCAGGUGGCCCACCCCGCCUCCAAAGGGGACCAGGCUUGCCAUGUAGCAUCGCGGGAGGCCACGGUGAUGUCCUGUACUGUGGCCAACGGCUCGGACUGCCCCGACUCCGAGCCCCAGACCCCCGGCGGUCGAGCCGAAGGGCCCACGGUGGACGGGGCAGCGGCCUCCCCGGUCCGGGACUGGCAGCUCUCCCCCUUCAGCAGCCUGGACACGGAGGUCAGGGACCGCACCAUGCUGAGCCAGAGCCGGCAGGGCGAGAUGGAGGGCCGUCUGCGCAGGCUGCGCAAGCGGCUGCAGGUGGUGCAGGCCAAGCAGGUGGAGCGGCACGUGCAGCAGCAGCUGGGCGGCUUUCUGCAGACCACCUUCAGCAAGCUGCCCAGCCUGGACGCCCUGCGGCAGCGCAGCCCAGCUGUGCUCACCCGCAAAGCUGAGGCGGCCCUGUGGCGGGCGGCCAGCGACCCCGGGGCCGAGGACGGGCUGGGCCGCUUCCUGAAGGGCGGCUCGGUGCCCAGCGAGCUGGAGCGCCUCUCGCUCAGCGGCACGGCCAACCUGCGCACGGCCGAGGGCGCCUUCGACUCGGACGCCACGGAGAGCAGCUCCGGCGGGGAGACGGACGUGGAGGAGGAUGAGCUCACCAAGGUGGACAUCGAACAGAGGCACAUCUCACUAUGGAGGAGAGCAGAGGGUCGCUACGCACUGGAGAGGGCCACCAUCGUCAGCCACUGGAACUGGCUGCAGGCCCACAUCUCAGACCUGGAGUACCGCAUCCGGCAACAGGCUGACAUCUACCGACAGACCCGCGCAAACAAGGGUUCGAUAGAGCUGGGAGACUGUGCCCUGGGCGAGGUGCCCAUGGAGGAUGGGCCAGAGGUGAAGACAGAGGUCAUGCAGGAUGGUGGGUGGUCUGAGGGGCCGGAGCGUGUGGCAUCGCCUCACUGCCCCGUCGCCGAGUCGGGCGUCUGGAAAGCCAGCGGCCCCGGCCGGCCAGUCAACGGAAUGGUCAACAGCCUGCACCCCGGCCUGCCCGAAUGCGCUUCGUCAGAGAGCCCAGACCCGGACGACCAGACGGGCAAGAAGCAGCGGCUCCCCGGGGCCCUCCCCUCGCCCCCCGACAGCUCCUGUGUGGCGGCCCGCACGCGCCCCGUCCUCGGCUGCAAGAAGCGCAGGCUGGUCCGGCCCACCGCCGUCACCAGCCUCAGCCGCAAGCAGGUCCAGAGGGUCUGCAGCUCCCGCUGUGGGUGUGAGGUGAACCCCCUGUGCGGCACGUGUGCGGGCCGGCCCGUGCCCAGCGCCGAGCUCCCAUACGAACAGCCUCUCCUGGAGCGCCUGUCCCAGCUCGACCACAGCGUGCACCCCAUCCUCUCCUUCUCCGACGACGUGUCCAUGGGCCUGCACUUCCAGCGGGUGAUGAAGUCGCACUGGCACGGCAAGCCCCUGGAGAAGAUCAAGCCCCUGAAGAAGCUGUCACUCAAACACAAGCUGUCGCUCGGCAACCGCCUGCACGACCCCUGCUCCUCCUCCAAAGACAAACAUAAGCUCUCCAGCUCACUCCUCACCGGACUCAGACUCUCACACCACAAGACGAGGCCGGAGAAACUGCACCGUCAGCACCUGGAGGGCCGCUCGCUCUGCAAGGGGGAGCGGGGCCAGGGCCUGGGGCCAGGGGCCUACGAGAGGGGCCACAGCCGCAAGAGGCCCCGCGAGCACUACCCAGAGAGGACAGAUGCCAACCCUAAAUUGUGUGUGGACGCAGGCAGUCCCUGCUCGCCCCUGGGCGGCCUGCACACGCCCUCCCACAGCCCCCUUAUAAGGCAGCUGUCCACCUCCUCAGAGAGCUCCACGCCCGUGGGCCCUGGCAGUCAGAGUGCCACCAGCACGCCGCAGCCCAUACGGAGGCGAAGAGGCGAAAGCUCCUUCGACAUCAACAACAUCGUCAUCCCCAUGUCGGUGGCCGCCACCACUCGAGUGGAGAAGCUGCAGUACAAAGAGAUUCUGACGCCUAGUUGGCGGGAAGUGGACAUUUUUGCGAAGCCAAUCGCCGAGGAGGAUGAGAAUGUUGAGGUGGAGGAUCUGACAGACGCUGCCUUCUCUCAGCUGCACUUACCGUGUGAGGAUCAGGAGCGCUCGCGGUGGACUUGGAUGGCCAGCGCUCCUGCUAAGAGGAGGGGCAGCAGCCCCUUGAAGCAGUCGCUACCGCAGUGCACAGCGUCCUUUAUCAGCGCUGACCUUCCCGGCCCCACGUCCUGCAGGUCGUACAAGUCCCUGGACGGGCGGACAACUCCCGUGCUGGGUGGCACCAACCCCUCCACGCCCCAGCCGGCCUCUCCGGACACGGCGCACCUCCAGGACUACGGCCCCCUGCCCUCCCCCCACAGCCCGGCCAGCCCAGACCUGCUCCCCCUCCCCCGGGACUCCCACCGCCUGCUCUCCAGUGAGGACACCCGCUGCUCCACGCCUGACUUCACCUUCGAGGAGCUGACGGUGCAGCCGUGGGAGCGCCGGAACUUCCCGCUGGAGGAGGACCCCGCCCUGGAGCCGGCAGAGCAGAGCGGCCCCGAGGGCGAGCAGCCGGGCCCCGGGGCCCGACGCGCCUCCGCCAGCUACAGGAGCGAGUCCGAGAGCGGCCCCGGCUCGCCGCUCCCCAGCCCCGCCGGCGCCCAGCGCUAACAGACACUUACCCCCGACCCCCUCCCCAUCACCUACUGGCAUUAAAAAAACAAAAGCUACAACAAAAAUGAUAUAUUAAAAGGAUUCCUGUUGUUUGAUAUUCAAACAUCAGCCAAAAAAUUUUCACAGUUUUUAGUGAACAUACUGAAUAUAGAAACCUGUUUUUAAAUGUUUUUUUGUUUUGUGUUUUUUGUUUUUUACAUAUUCGCUUUCCAUGUGACAAAAAUAACCGGGAAACUUCACAAACCAUUACAAAACCAGGCUGAAGGCUAAACGGAGAUAAAUGUGGCUCGGUAUCAUUUCUAAUGUUGGGUGCACACUCACGGAGAACUAUGUAGCAGACCUCUCUAAUGGGGCUUGUCAAAUGUGGGGGUAUUUUGAUUAUUUGAUGUCCUUGACCCAUGCAAGUUAAGUGUUAAUGGCAACCCCCUCAUUUUUUUGCCCCAUGCAUUGCAAUGUUGUUUCCUUUUAAGAGAACAUGCCAAAAGUUGUGUAUAUCAUGUAGUUGUUCCACAUCGUUUUUGGUUACCAUGAGCACUUGCUUUGCAGUUUUUAUUUUAUUUUAGUAUUUUUUGGGGGAGGGGGGGUUGACAGCUGGGGAGAGUUUCCCUGUCCCUAUAUUGGCUAAACGGCUAAAUCCCUGACUCAUCAGCAGUAAUAUUACUAAACAUUAUGCAGUGUUCCGCUUUGCCAUUGACCUUCUUGUGUUUCUGGCAGUUUGCUGGUCAGUAGAGUCGCUAUUCCUGUUGACCCUGUAUAUUCUGCUGACAGAUACAUACUCUGUGUCUUCAUCAGUGAGAGAGGAGGGGUGGGGGCUGGGGUGUCCUUUGGUGAAAACGGGAGUGAAUCGUGGCCACUGUACAGCACUUUUCUCCCAUGGAGCACUGCUCUGCGCUGAAGCACCUUCCUUCAAAAGCACUGCCUGUACAUAUUCAGAACAUACACAAAUCACUGGCCAAACCAAAGGAAGUCACACGGGGUAGAGGGUACCUCCAUUAGUUUCGAACCCUUCUCUCGGAGGCGAGCAGCUUAUUGGUGGGAAGUGGGGUUAAGAAGUUCGGCUGUCGGAGUGGUCUGCAGGAAGACGGCAGGACGCGGUCACGCGAAUGUUCAGCGCAUGGUUACGGGUCUCACCGUCGCGCCAAGGGGGCUCGUAUGAAAUGUGCAAAUGUUCUUUGUGACACGAUCCAUUUUUUGUCAUGAUGCUUGUUGGAGGCGUUUGUGAACAGGGGUGUUCUCUUUAAAAGGAAGCCAACAUUUUGCAAGUAGCAGCUUUUUCUGAUGGGCACAUAGACCUCAGGUUUCAGAGUUUUAAGGGAAACUUUUUGACACAUAUUAUUCCUCAACUCCUGCUGCUCUGGUAGUAACCGUUCAUUGUGAUCGGUCAGAUUGCAAGACUACUUUGCUGCGUAAUUCUUUUCUUUUUGUCACCCUACAUUGUGUUAAUGUCAUUGAUUAGCAGAUUUCUUGAAUUUGAACUAUUCCCAUCAAAUUGCAAAUUGCUAUGCAAUCUGGAUUGUUAAAUACACAUAUAUGUACAUGUAUAUGUCACACAAAUAUCAUAUUACACACGUACAUGUAUGCAUAUAUGUAUAUAUGUUAAAUAUAAACAUAUAAAAUUCAUAGGUUAUAUUUUAUGCCUCAGUUGUGAUUUUCAUUCAAUCCUGUAUCACUGUAUUCUGUUUUUGUAGUUACACAAGACAGGUUUCAAUGUACCAAUUUAAUUGUUGCAGCAGUUAACGGAAUCAAUCGUGGAAUUGUUUUGUAUAUAGUACCAUUAAAACCAUGUUAAAACUUU